Laccaria bicolor S238N-H82 is the source of this 1074-nucleotide messenger RNA. RefSeq lists its product as uncharacterized. NCBI's taxonomy places the organism in Eukaryota, Fungi, Basidiomycota, Agaricomycetes, Agaricales, Hydnangiaceae. The transcript is spliced from 2 exons. The coding region runs from base 1 to 1074 and encodes 357 amino acids. Gene Ontology annotation, molecular function: protein binding. The record is from RefSeq and is a predicted model, not a curated record.
AUGACCGCAAGAGAAGACACACAGAAACCGUUCGCCGCAUCCCCUUUCAAUGAUUCAAAAGCAGAUUUGAUACUGCGGUCUUCUGAUGGGGUAUAUUUUUGCGUCUACAAGCUCCUCCUCUCCCUCGUAUCUCCCGUCUUUGCCACCAUGUUCGAGUUACCGACCGAUGGGAUGCAGGAAAUGUAUGACAAUCGCAUCUGCAUUGGAGUUGAUGACAAUAAUGAAACGUUGUCGCGGGUACUUCCGUGGUGCGACCCGAGGUGUAUUUCGGCCAUCCAAUCUCCCAAGGAUGUCGAGAUCAUUUUGCGAGUCUCGGACAAGUACGACAUGGAGCCUAUCAAGAAACGCUGCGUGCGUGCUUUGGAAUGUUCGCCUGGCAUAUUCACGCCAGAAAAUUCCUUUGAGAUCUACGCUCUUGCGAUUCAGUACCAAAUUUCACACUUGGCCUGCUUAGCAGCGAAGAUGACAUUGCACCUCGAGUUGGAAAAGCGCCCCUAUUUUCCCGCACUGAAGUCCAUACCUGCCUCUGCGCUCUACCACUUGGACUUCUAUCACAUUACUUGCGGCAAGGUGGCUCAGAAAGUCAUCGAGGACGAAUUUUCGGUUCCAAACAAUUUAUUUGGUCAGGGGUCGGGGACAGUUGGAUGUUGUGGAGUCGAAGGUGUGGCAAGGGGAAACUUGGGUUGGAAGUUCUGGGCUGUUCAGCACAUGGAUCGCAUCUCAGAGAAGUUGCGCAAGACACCCGUUUCCACCGUUGUAGUCGACCCCAAGCUCCUCGUUGAGACGCAAGGAAGGACCAGUAGUUGUUCAGCGUGUAGGGGGAAUACCAGUCACGCCGAUCUACAAAGAUUCAAUCAAUCACUGAUGGAUAAAGUGGAACAGGCGAUAUCGAAGAGAAAAGGAUCUUAUGUGGUUCGUGCCAGAAUUGUGCUGAUCCACCAUGGCUUCCCUGCACUACGCUCACACAGGACGAAUGCCGAUCUGGCGUCUACUAAAUGUAACGCCAAUAUGUAUCAUUCGCUUAAGCUUGCCCCUUCAGAUUUUCUUACAACAAAGAGGGGAAAACUGGACUAA